CUUGCUCUCCACCACCCCUCAACGCUACUGCGAACACCAGCUUGCCCGCUCGCUAGCUUAUAGACAUGAGCAUGGGUCUGCAUCACUUGACGUUCCUCCGCACAAAAGAAAUGAAUGUUGCAGUAUCAACUGGUCUGUAUGAGGCCUGAUUGUCCCUACUCAGACUAUCCUGGACUAGUAUGUUCCAAGACCAGUAUAUAUCGUCUUUAGCCAGAUAGCAACUCAGCGCAGUAUUCCAUCGUAUUCUACAAGCGGCCCAUGCCGCCACAAGAAAGCACAUGAGGACGUAUAAUGUACGCCAGCAUCAGUAUCAUAACUUAGUUUACCGAAUAUCAGAAUACGACUGUGUGGAUUUUCCAUGAACAUUCAUCAGCACGAAAAUCGUGGAUGACUUCAAGCAGAAUAUCAUAGUUGAUGAACACCUACUCGAUGAAUCCAACUAUCCUGCCUCUGAAAACUUUCACGACUUUUUGUACACCACUACCUCAACGGCCCAAUCGUAAACUUCCGCCUUCAAGGUGCAACCUCAGCGUAUCCAGCUCUCCAUAUCGUUCGAAGAGCCACUUCGCCCAGUCGCCGUCGCCGACUUCGACUGCCACGUACUAUUCGUUUCCCAGGAAUUACAUCGUUAACGCCCCUGUUGAACAUCUGCGUUUCCUUCGCACUCGAACCUAUGAACAGGUCCUCAAACACUUCGUCACGCAGCGCUCAUAUGCUGUUCCAACCAUUUUGAUAACACGCUCUGCACAUCCUCGCUGUUUACGUCGCUCCUUGCGGUCACUGGUCUGCCAGUCGGCAAAUGCACUGCGCAUGCCAUCCAUUGUACACCGUUGCACAACGAGGUGGUCAAUUGCACCGACGGAGUCUGGUGCAAAGUGAAGUUUUCAAGGGAUCGGGCUACAAAAGUCCAUGGAAUGGUCCGGGUGUGCCCAUACGGCUCCAGGGAUGUGAGAGAGAAGUUGGGCGAUACGUACGCCGAGGUCGAAAGGGAGCGAGGGCUGGGAGCGGAGGGCGUUGGUCGCUUCUGCUAUGCUAUUGUCGUCAGGCAU
Molecule: messenger RNA, 1049 nt
Organism: Macroventuria anomochaeta
Lineage: Eukaryota; Fungi; Ascomycota; Dothideomycetes; Pleosporales; Didymellaceae
Exons: 1
Coding region: 415-879 (154 amino acids)
Source: RefSeq, a predicted model, not a curated record